AUGGCCCCCACCAGUGUCUUUGAUCGUCUCAUGAGCUUCUACACCAAGAACCGUGAUGAACCUCCUCCAGUGCUGUCGGUGACCACAGCAGCUCUGCUCUCGGUUCUGGCCACUCUAGGGUAUGUGGCCCCCUUCUAUCUAUCAUCAUCUGCCCGGCCAUCUCCCACUUUGAGUAGAGAUGCGCCUUCUGUCAUUCGGACCCGGGUUCGGGCGGUCAGCAUUGCCUGCCUGAUCAGCACCUUGGUUGUCCUGGCCAUCGCCACGCAGAAAGGCAAUGCAACAGUCGCAGAGGUCCUCAAGCUGCUGGGAGUGUGGCCCAUUGGGCCCCUCGAAAUCCUUCGCAGCUUGCUCUUGACUGCCAUUCUUUUCACAGGGCCGCUGUUCGAGAGGGGCAUCGCCCAAAGCGAAUGGAAAGCGUGGCUUCGAGGAGAAGGACUCGUCGAGUGCCUGCGCAGCUGGAUUGGUUUUCGGAAUUACGUCGCGGGUCCCGUCACGGAGGAGAUCAUCUUCCGCUCGGUCAUCGUCUCGCUCCAUCUGCUGGCCAAGAUGUCGCCGGGGCGGGUCGUAUUCAUCUCUCCUCUCUAUUUCGGCAUCGCCCAUGUGCAUCAUUGCUAUGAGUUCCGCUUAACCCAUCCGGACACGCCUCUCGGGGCGUCACUCCUCCGGUCAAUCUUCCAGUUCGGCUACACGACCGUCUUCGGUUGGUUCGCCACGUUUUUGUACCUGCGGACUGGCUCUCUGCCGGCUGUGAUCCUGGUCCACAGCUUCUGUAACUGGUGCGGUCUCCCUCGACUCUGGGGCCGCGUCGAAGCCGCUGUGCCCAUCGGACCCCCUCACCUUCGGGGCAAGGAUGAUGCGGAGGUGAGCCAGCUACACAUUUCCGCCCCACUUGGCAUUGGCUGGACGAUCGCCUACUAUGUACUUCUCGUAGCCGGCGCGGUAGGAUUUUACCGUCUGCUAUGGCCACUCUCACAGUCGUCGUUAGCGUUGGCCUCUUUCGGUUCGAAAUAG
This is a messenger RNA of Rasamsonia emersonii CBS 393.64, 1011 nucleotides long. Its product is annotated as CaaX prenyl proteinase Rce1. The record is from RefSeq and is a predicted model, not a curated record. Gene Ontology annotation, biological process: CAAX-box protein processing. The transcript has 4 exons. The coding region runs from base 1 to 1011 and encodes 336 amino acids. Gene Ontology annotation, cellular component: endoplasmic reticulum membrane. Gene Ontology annotation, molecular function: metalloendopeptidase activity. Lineage: Eukaryota; Fungi; Ascomycota; Eurotiomycetes; Eurotiales; Trichocomaceae.